Molecule: messenger RNA, 144 nt
Organism: Cavenderia fasciculata
Lineage: Eukaryota; Evosea; Eumycetozoa; Acytosteliales; Cavenderiaceae
Exons: 2
Coding region: 1-144 (47 amino acids)
Source: RefSeq, a predicted model, not a curated record
AUGUCAUUCAGAUUCGAAGGUCAUAGUCACCCAGGAGGAUUAGGAAAACCAGGAGGUUUUGCCUAUGGAGCAGGAGCUGGAGGUUCACCAAGACCAGCCCCAAAAUCAGGAGGAGGCCAAGGCAGCAACCCAUUCGGAGGUUAA